UGUGCGUGCACAAGCACAGCCCGUCACGAGCAUCGCUGUGAAGCCGGCGCAAUGGCCACCUUCACCUCCGUUCGCGUUCUCCUCGUCCUAGCUGCCGUCGUCCUACCCAGCUCGUUGGCAUGGAACUGCCCUCCACCGGCGCCUGGUGGGCACGGCCAGCCGUGGUACCCGCCGCCCGGCAGGGGUUCCGGCGCCGGUCACAACCCUCCGCACCACGGCAAGCCGCCCAAGCACCGCCCCAAUCCCCCGUCCAAAUGCCCGCCGUGCAAUCCGCCGUACGCCCCUCCGAAGCCACCGCCACCGCCCUACGUCCCGCCAACUCCGCCGUACGUCCCUCCUACGCCACGGCCACCGCCCUACGCCCCGCCAACUCCGCCGUACGUCCCACCGACUCCGCCAUACGUGCCUCCGACUCCACCGUACGUGCCGCCGACGCCGCCCUACGUGCCGCCGACGCCGCCGUACGUGCCGCCGACGCCGCCCUACGUGCCGCCGACGCCGCCGUACGUGCCGCCCACUCCGCCGUACGUGCCGCCGACGCCGCCCUACGUGCCGCCCACUCCGCCGUACGUGCCGCCGACGCCGCCCUACGUGCCGCCCACUCCGCCAAACGUGCCCCCGACGCCGCCAAACGUGCCCCCGACGCCGCCGGCGGGGCGGACGUGCCCGAUCAACGCGCUGAAGCUGAACGCGUGCGUGGACGUGCUGGGCGGGCUGAUCCACCUGGUGAUCGGGCGGGAGGCGAAGUCCAAGUGCUGCCCGCUGGUGCAGGGGGUGGCGGACCUUGACGCGGCGCUCUGCCUCUGCACCACCAUCCGAGCGCGCGUGCUCAACAUCAACAUCUACCUCCCCAUCGCGCUCGAGUUGCUCAUCACCUGCGGCAAGCACCCGCCGGCCGGCUUCAAGUGCCCGUCGCUCUACGACUGAGCGAUCACAACAAACCAGUAUGCGCGCCAUGCAUGCAUGGUGCUUCUUACUGGCAUGGCGUGAUUCAUGGAAUCACGUUCAAGCUAGCAGCGUCUCUACGAUGCGUGUCUUAAUUUCUUUGGUGUUCUUGAGUAAUGUGCUUUUCUGUCCGAUCGAAAACUUUUCGAUCUUCUAAGUGCAGCUUAAUCAGUCGAUGUGUGCAACUGGCUCAAGUAUUUGGUUCAAUUCCAUAAAUAUCAGUAUGCUUGCAUCUGUUAUUAGCUUCA
This is a messenger RNA of Phragmites australis (common reed), 1193 nucleotides long. Its product is annotated as 36.4 kDa proline-rich protein-like. The record is from RefSeq and is a predicted model, not a curated record. Bases 52 to 927 code for a protein of 291 amino acids. Lineage: Eukaryota; Viridiplantae; Streptophyta; Magnoliopsida; Poales; Poaceae. The transcript has a single exon.